AAUUAAUUAAUUAAUUAAUUAACGAUAAGUCGAUAUCCUCCUCCCUUUAUAAAACGAAUUAUUGAUUUUUUUGUGACUUACUCCAUAUUUCUUUAUAUCCCUCCUUAUUUUCCUUAUUUCUCUAUUUCUCUAUAUUUUUUGUACGAUAAAAAAGAUUAAAAGUAUCGUUCCUAAUUAUACCCUCUUUAAUAAAUAAUGUAAAAAAAUGCCUCCUUCUACUUUAUCCGAUUGUAGUGGGAGUUUAUCAUUCACGAAACUAUUAUGUCGUGUAAGUGGUUCUCAAUUAUGGGUUUAUUAUACAGCAAUAAUAAUUUGUAUUGUUGUAAGUUUAUUUGCCCUCUCCGUUUUAUUAUAUAAAUAUUUUCACGACAAAUCUCCUUUAUGGGGCGAUCAUCUUUUCGAACCCAUAACUGGAUUCCUUUUUUGGGUUACCAUACAUUCGUUAUUCAGGGCUCUGGACUUGACUAUUGUGGCCAUUGACCUGUUCCCUUAUAGCAUCAUAUUUGAAAGUUUUAUAAAUUAUGCCGGUUGGACUUGUGGUCAAUUUGCUAUCGUGACUUAUAUCGCGGGAACUUUUAAAGCGAUACCAAAACUAGCCUUCCAUCGUCCAACGGACAUUCGACAUGGUAGGGAACCAUUAAUUCCAGGUCAUAGAACAGUCCUGAUAGUAUAUUGGGGAUAUAUUAUAUAUAUUGGAGUGAUUGUUACGGUUUUUUCAUGUCUUAAGGGAUAUGCCGUACAAAAGGAAAAUUUAAUACUAUAUAAAUUAACACAAGGAAUCCUACUUAUUAGUUUAAGCAUUGCCAAUAUUAUUUGUAUAUUGGGUUUAGUUAAAUAUGGAAGAUUCUUGGUUGUUUUGACAACCGAAAGUGUUAGAUUGGUGAGUAGUGGAGAAGAAAAACAACAAACUCAUAAAACCCAUUUAAAAAAGUUAAAGAUUAUUAAUUUUGCUUUAACGGCGAUUGUGACUUGGUCUUCUAUCAUUUGUAUUACAUGGGCUGUUGUAAUAUUAGCCUACUCAAAAUCAUCUUAUGCGUUGAAGUCUUCGCCGGCAUCUUUAUUUACCAUGAUACUAAGUUUUACGACACAUAUUGGUUAUUCUAUUACGAUGAUGGCCUCUAUUCUGGCUAUUAUUCAUGGCGAAUUAUGUCCAAAAUAUAUGGGUAAUACGGAAAUUUUAAGUUUUGUUACUACUUGCUCAGAUAGUAAUGAAAUUGAAGGUUUCGGCGGUGUUGGCAAUAUUAACCAUAGUAUUACAUGAAUUUAAAUGAUCAUAAGAAUUACAAAUGAAGUAUAAAGUUUAUGUGGUUCUUGUUUGUUUUUAAUAAAUAAGAAUGUUUUUUUUGUAAAAAAAUAAUUAAUUCGUGAUUCGUGUGUCAAUUGCACGGUGCAAAUUUAUGUCGAUCAUUAGUAACAUUCCUUAAAGUAUGAACCCAACAUAUUUUAAUAUAUAAAUAUUUAUCCUAAAGUUUCAAAUAUUUUAUCUUUUAAAAUAGUUUUUUCACUUUUAUUUGUCACCCUUUUUCUGCAUGAAUCACGAAUUAACCUUUUUUAUUCUUUGCAAAUAAACUCAGGAUAAUGACAAAUUUGACAAAUUGUCUCCCGCGUCGCACUUCUCUGUUGUGAUCUGCAGGGAUUUCGUUAUACA
This is a messenger RNA of Rhizophagus irregularis DAOM 181602=DAOM 197198, 1648 nucleotides long. RefSeq lists its product as uncharacterized. The record is from RefSeq and is a predicted model, not a curated record. Lineage: Eukaryota; Fungi; Glomeromycota; Glomeromycetes; Glomerales; Glomeraceae.